AUGCAAAUUACACGUGAACACCAUUCAAUACAACCGUUAACUUCAGAAGCGCAAAUAUUAUCAUAUUUACUUUCUGAGGCAACAAAACUUGAAAGGCCUCCAAAAAUACCAGAAAAUUUACCACGCACAUUAUACAAAGAGUUUUAUCCACAUAAUUUGGUUAUUCCAGAUUUUGUGGAACAAAUUCUUUCAAUUACCAAACAAAAUUCCGAAAAUUUUCUAAAAUACAUCGCGUUUUACCCAGAACCAAUAAUAAUUUUCGGUUAUGAUCGUUCUGUCUCAAUUUGUCACUCAGCAACAAAAUUAUUCUUGGACGGUACCUUUAAAAUCGUCCCAAGACAGUUCAAUGACAAGGGUCAACCCCUUACAUUAAUGGUGCUUGACCAAACAACGAAUGAAUACAUUCCUGUUGUCCACAUUCUUAUGAAAUCUCGGACAGCAGAAGCGUAUACAACCGCAUUUUCCGCAUUAAUUUCAAUAAUUGGGUUCAACAAUUUCAAAACUGUUUACGUAGAUUUUGAAAUCGCACUUUACAAAUCCAUUAAAUUAUUUUGUCCAAACGCAAAGGUUACUGGCUGCUUAUUUCAUUAUCGCCAAGCAUUAAUUCGCAAAAUAAAAGAAUUAUAUCCGAAACAAGAGAUACCAAAAGAGAUUUUUACACUUUACCAAAUUUAUUCCUCAUUACCUUUCGUCGAAAAAGACUCAUUUUAUCAAAUACUUAAAUUAAUCGAUGAGUCAUCCUCAGAAAUUGCAAAGCCGUUCGUAAAUUACUAUAAAAAAGUAUGGAAGAAAGAUUAUGAGUUCAUUAACCAAUUAGAUUCAGAGGAUGAUAUCUACACAAAUAAUGCUCUUGAAUCCUUCCAUUCUUUGCUUUCGAAAGAAUUAGAAAAUGCCCAUCCUAGCCUCGAAAUAAUGAUUGCAAUCUUAAUGAAAGUCGCAUAA
Molecule: messenger RNA, 942 nt
Organism: Trichomonas vaginalis G3
Lineage: Eukaryota; Parabasalia; Trichomonadida; Trichomonadidae
Product: MULE transposase domain-containing protein
Exons: 1
Coding region: 1-942 (313 amino acids)
Source: RefSeq, a predicted model, not a curated record